AUGGAACGCGAUGAACCAUCGAGCAGCGAUGAGAAAUCAAGCGAGGUGACACCUGUGGCGCCAGGUCUGGAGCCCUCAGCGCCCAUCAGUUUUUAUCAGCUGUUUCGCUUCUCCACCUACUGGGAGCUAUUCUGGCUCUUCGUUGGCUUCAUUAUGUGCUGCAUCAAGGCAUUGACGCUGCCCGCCGUAGUCAUCAUCUACAGUGAAUUCACUGCCAUGUUGGUGGAUCGUGCCAUGCAAAUUGGCACCAGCUCCACCACUCAUGCUUUGCCUAUUUUUGGUGGCGGCAAAAUAUUAACCAAUGCCACACGUGAGGCCAACAAUGAGGCGCUCUAUGAUGACUCCAUAUCCUAUGGCAUUCUGUUGACUAUCACCUCGCUGAUUAUGUUUAUAUCGGGCAUAUUCUCUGUCGAUAUAUUCAACUUUGUUGCCCUGCGUCAGGUCACACGCAUGCGCAUUAAACUCUUUGAAUCGGUAAUGCGCCAGGACAUAGGCUGGCAUGAUCUGGCCACCAAGCAGAACUUUGCUCAAAGCAUGACGGACGACAUUGAAAAAAUACGCGAUGGCAUUUCAGAGAAAGUAGGACACUUUCUUUAUUUGAUUGUGGGCUUUAUCAUAACAGUAGGCAUCUCCUUUGGCUAUGGCUGGAAGCUAACCCUAGCUGUCAGCUGCUAUAUACCGCUGGUUAUUGCAGUCAACUACUAUGUGGCCAAGAUUCAAGGCACACUCACUGCACGCGAACAAGAAUCUUAUGCUGGCGCUGGCAAUUUGGUUGAAGAGAUUCUUAACUCCAUACGCACUGUUGUCUCGUUUGGUGGUGAAAAGCAGGAGGCUGAGCGUUUUGAUAACUUUUUAGUGCCCGCACGCAAGGCCAGUCAAUGGAAGGGCGCAUUCUCCGGCUUGAGCGAUGCUCUGCUCAAGUCCAUGCUGUUUCUCUCCUGCGCUGGCGCCUUCUGGUAUGGCGUUAAUCUUAUUCUGGACGAUCGUUAUGUAGAGGACAAGGAGUACACGCCAGCUAUAUUGAUGAUUGCUUUCUUUGGCAUCAUUGUGGGUGCGGAUAAUAUUGCGCGCACUGCGCCUUUUCUGGAAUCCUUUGCCACAGCGCGCGGCUGUGCUACCAAUUUAUUUAAAGUCAUUGAUCUGAGCUCGAAAAUAGAUCCGCUGUCUACAGAUGGCAAGCUAUUGAACUAUGGUCUGCGUGGCGAUGUGGAGUUUCAGGAUGUUUUCUUUCGCUAUCCCUCACGCCCAGAGAUUAUUGUGCAUCGUGGCCUGAAUAUUAAAAUACGCGCAGGGCAAACUGUAGCGCUGGUGGGCUCCUCAGGCUGUGGCAAAUCCACUUGCAUACAGCUGCUGCAACGUUUCUAUGAUCCUGUCUUUGGCUCCGUGCUGCUUGACGAGUUGGAUAUACGCAAAUAUAAUAUACAAUGGCUGCGCUCCAAUACAGCUGUGGUGGGUCAGGAGCCUGUGCUCUUCCUAGGCACCAUAGCGCAAAAUAUAAGCUACGGCAAACCCAACGCCACUCAACGUGAAAUUGAAGCCGCUGCAACUCAAGCGGGCGCUCAUGAGUUUAUCAGCAAUUUACCAGAGAGCUAUCGCACAAUGAUUGGCGAGCAUGGCUCUCAGCUGUCCGGCGGUCAAAAGCAACGUAUAGCGAUUGCACGCGCUUUGAUUCAGAAUCCCAAAAUAUUGCUGCUAGAUGAGGCUACUUCUGCAUUGGACUACAACUCAGAGAAAUUGGUGCAGCAGGCGCUGGAUCUGGCUAGCAAGGGACGCACCACUAUUGUAGUUUCUCAUCGACUUUCAGCCAUACGCGGUGCGGAUAAAAUUGUUUUUAUACACGAGGGCAAAGUGUUGGAGGAGGGCUCACAUGAUGAUCUGAUGGCGCUGGAGGGCGCCUAUUAUAAUAUGGUCAGAGCGGGUGAUAUAAAUAUGCCAGAUGAUCUGGACAAGGAAGAGAAUCUGGAAGACACUAAGCGCAAAAGUCUUGCUUUGUAUGAAAAGUCGUUUGAAACAAGUCCGCUGAACUUUGAAAAGAAUCAAAAGAACAGCGUGCAGUUUGAAGAGCCCAUUAGCAAGCCCAGCAAGGACAGCAACAAGCUUAAGGAGAGCAAACAAGUGGAGGAGAAACCAAAUUUCUUUGGCACUUUUAUGCGCAUAGUGCGCAUGUCACGUCCGGAAUGGUGUUAUCUUAUAUUGGGCAGCAUCUCCUCCAUUGCCGUGGGCUGCAUUUAUCCAGCGUUUUCGAUUAUCUUUGGUGAAUUCUAUGCAGCGCUGGCGGAGCAGGACGAAAAGGUUGCGCUGAGUCGCACUGCAGUGCUGUCCUGGGCCUGUCUGGGCGUCGCUGUCAUUACGGGCAUCAUUUGCUUUCUGCAAACUUAUCUGUUUAACUACGCUGGCGUUUGGUUGACCACACGCAUGCGUGCGCUAACUUUCAAGUCCAUGAUUAAACAGGAGGUGGGCUGGUUCGAUGAGGAGCAAAACUCUGUGGGCGCGCUGUCGGCGCGUCUGUCUGGCGAGGCUGCUGGCGUGCAGGGCGCCAUUGGUUAUCCUUUGAGCGGCAUGAUACAAGCGCUGUCCAACUUUAUUACAGGCAUUUCAGUGUCCAUGGUGUACAACUGGAAGCUGGCGCUGCUCUGUCUAGCCAACUGUCCCAUUAUUGUGGGCUCUGUUAUACUGGAAGCCAAAAUGAUGUCGAAUGCUUUGAUUAGAGAAAAGCAAGUGCUGGAGGAAGCCAGUCGCAUAGCUACGGAGUCCAUCAGCAAUGUGCGCACUAUUGCGGGUUUACGCCGUGAAGCGGAUGUCAUACGCCAGUAUACGGAGGAAAUCAAGCGUGUUGAAGUGCUUAUCAAGCAAAAGCUACGCUGGCGCGGAAUACUCAACUCCACAAUGCAAGCUUCAGCAUUCUUUGGCUACGCCGUAGCGCUAUGUUACGGCGGUGUGCUGGUCUCCGAGGGUCAAGUGCCGUUCCAGGAUAUUAUCAAAGUUUCCGAAACGCUGCUCUAUGGCUCGAUGAUGUUGGCGCAGUCUUUGGCCUUUACGCCUGCGUUUACUGCAGCUCUGAUUGCUGCACAUCGUCUAUUCAAAAUACUGGAUCGCAAGCCACGCAUUGUGUCGCCCAUGGGCACUAUAAGAAACACGCUGGCCAAGCAGCUGAAUCUGUUCGAGGGCGUGCGCUAUAGAGACAUAAGUUUUCAUUAUCCCACGCGACCGGAUGUCAAAAUACUCAAUGGUCUGGAUUUGGAAGUGCUGCAGGGUCAGACUGUUGCCUUGGUAGGACACUCGGGAUGUGGCAAGUCCACCUGCAUACAGCUGCUGCAACGCUACUACGAUGCAGACGAGGGCAGCAUUCACAUUGAUCAAGACGACAUACAGCAGGACCUAACGCUGGAUGGCGUGCGUCGCAAACUGGGUUUGGUUUCCCAGGAGCCCGCGCUGUUUGAGCGCAGCAUUGCGGAGAACAUUGCCUAUGGCGAUAAUCGUCGCGCUGUGCCCAUGACGGAGAUUAUUGCUGCUGCCAAGAGCGCUAAUGCGCACAGCUUUAUUAUAUCGCUGCCCAAUGGCUAUGAGACGCGCAUGGGAGCGCGUGGUACGCAGCUGUCCGGCGGACAGAAGCAACGUGUGGCCAUUGCACGUGCGCUGGUGCGCAAUCCGCAGAUUCUGCUGCUGGACGAGGCUACCUCAGCGCUGGAUCUGCAAAGCGAACGCCUGGUGCAACAGGCGCUGGACUCUGCCUGCUCGGGACGCACCUGCAUUGUGAUAGCUCAUCGUCUGUCCACAGUGCAGAAUGCGGAUCUGAUUUGUGUGCUGCAGGGUGGGCAGGUGGUGGAGCAGGGCACGCAUCUGCAGCUGAUAGCACAAGGCGGCAUCUAUGCCAAAUUGCACAAGACACAAAAGCAGCACUGAGCGCUCAAGCAAAAGUUGCACUUCAAAUGCUAUUUUGUUAUAAAUACUCAACACACACAUUUUAUAU
Molecule: messenger RNA, 3970 nt
Organism: Drosophila busckii
Lineage: Eukaryota; Metazoa; Arthropoda; Insecta; Diptera; Drosophilidae
Gene: Mdr65
Product: multidrug resistance protein homolog 65
Biological process (GO): transmembrane transport
Cellular component (GO): membrane
Molecular function (GO): ATP binding; ABC-type transporter activity; ATP hydrolysis activity
Source: RefSeq, a predicted model, not a curated record